AUGAGCCUUCGCGACCUGGUCGAGGGGGAGGCGAUUAUGGAUGACGAUGAGAACGACGAGGAGCUCGCCGACGACUAUGAUGGCGAGGUCCGCCAGGGUGCGGGCACCACCAAUCACUACAAUGACUCGAGUGAGGAGGAAGAUGAAGAAGAAGAUGACGAAGAGGCUGCUCGCGCCGUCCGUGAGGGUUUCAUCGUGGAUGAGGACGAGGAAGACGAACGCGCCGCUCGCAAACACAGGAAACGCCCACGCGCUGCCCGCGAAGAAGAGCACCUUGACGAGGAAGAUCUGGAACUCAUUGGAGUUACCCCGAGUCAGCAACGGGGACCUACUACGGAGUCAAAGUUCAAGCGCCUGAAGCGAGGCAAAGACCGCGAGAGCCACCAGCCUUCCCAUGGCGUCGAUGACAUUUUCAAUUCGGAUGAAGAAGAGGAAGCGCAGCAAUAUGCUCGACCGGGCCAGCGCCGUGGUCUGCGAGAUGAAAUGGACGACUUCAUUGAAGAGGACACGUUCUCCGAUGAUGAAGCCCAACGUGAACGCGAUGACCUAGGGGUUGCACCCGCAUCCAGGGUUAACAAGACUGGAUUGAUUCCGACCGACACCUCAGGCUUGGAUGAAAAUGCGCUCGAGGAUAUGCGCGCUGCGUUUGGUGAUGGCACCGAGUACGAUUUUGCAUUGCAAAUGGAGGAACAAGAAGAUGCCGACAAACAAACCGAAGAACGGCACCUAGACUUGAAAGACGUCUUUGAACCGUCUGAGCUUGCAGAGAGGAUGUUGACGGAGGAUGAUAAUGAGAUUCGUCUCCUCGAUGAGCCCGAACGCCACCAGGUUGCUCGCAAGCCCUACAAGCAUGUGACAUUGUCCGAGGAUCAGUUCCGGGAAGAAGCAGUCUGGAUCUCGAACUUGAUGUUGCUCAAGAAGCGCAUGGAACCCGAACUGCGCGAACCAUUCCAGCGCUCUGUCGCUAAGAUGUUGGAGUUCCUGAUCACGGACGAUUGGGAAGUGCCUUUCAUUUUCCAGCAUCGCAAAGAUUACAUGAUUCAUGCCGUCAAAGACAUGGCCAAUGGUGCUGAUCCCGAUGAUGAGUCUGCACAAUAUAGCAUCCGUGCCGAGAAACUCCUCAACAUGACCGAUCUCUGGGAUAUUUUCGACCAUGACCUCAAAUUCCGCGCUUUAGUUGACAAGCGUGGUACAAUUCAAAAGACAUACGACAACCUACAAACUCUAUUUAGCGUGAAUGAUUCUAAUGUGGAGGAACUGCUUGCUGCGGCCGCGAGUAUGGAAGAACUUCAAGAUGUGCAAGAUUACAUCCAUUUCCAAUACUCUUCACAGCUACGUGACCUGAAUCAGGUGAAUGGCGAGGCUACCGGAGAAACGCAGCGCCGAAAAGCGACUGGCAAAUCCUUCUUCGAGCGAGUCCGCAACGGCAAAGCUUACGGUUUCGUGCGUGCUUUUGGCAUCACUGCAGAUGCAUUUGCUCAGAAUGCCUCCAAGGAAGGGCGCAGGCAAUACACCGAAGAUCCCACCGAGCACCCCGAAGAAAUGGCAGAUCAGUUCGUCGACAAUGACUUUUCCAACAGCUCACAUGUCCUCAAAGCCGCGAAGUCGAUGUUCGCGGAAGAACUUGCCCUUAGCCCAAAAAUGCGCAAAGUUAUUCGUCAGGCGUACUAUAUGAACGGAGUUGUCGAUUGCUUCCGCACAGAGAAGGGACUCCGCCGGAUCGAUGAACAGCAUCCAUAUGCCGAAUUUAAAUAUUUGCGGAACCAGCAGCUCAGCGAUAUCGCCCGUCGUCCAGAGAUGUUUUUGCGCAUGCUCAAGGCCGAGGAAGAGGGACUGGUUGAUGUCCGGGUGCGAUUUGAAAACUUUGAUCAGUUCCGCACUCGACUCUACGCCGAUAUCGAAUCAGACAACUACAGUGAACUUGCUGAUGCUUGGAAUCGCGUCCGCCGCGAGGUUCUGGAUCUGGCCUUGGGCAAGCUGGAAAAGUUGAUCAAUCGUAGUGUCAAGGAAAACAUUCGACAGGAAUGUGAGAACCAUGUUGCCAAGGAGUGUCGCGAGGCAUUCUCUCAACGUCUAGACCAGGCCCCUUACAAACCCAAGGGCAUGGUCCUGGGCACAGUGCCCCGUGUGCUCACUCUCUCCACCGGAUCUGGACAAGUGGGCCGGGACCCAAUUCACUGGGCUUAUACAGAGGAAGAUGGCCGCGUCUUGGAGAAUGGCAAAUUCAUCGAUCUUUCAUUAGGAGAUGAGAACCGUGGCAUUUCAGACGGUGAAAAUGUGGCCGCCUUUGUGGAUCUGGUAGAUCGUCGUCGACCGGAUGUCAUUGGGGUGUCAGGUAUGACACCAGAGACCCGCCGCCUGUACAAGUUGUUAUCCGAAAUCGUCGAACAGAAAGACAUGCGUGGUGCAUCUUACACAAAUGAUCACGACGAGGAAGUCAGCGACCCAUUGGAGGUGGUCAUCGUCAACGACGAGGUUGCUCGACUAUACCACAACAGCCCUCGUGCCAGAACCGACAACCCGGGCUUCGGACCUUUGACUCAUUACUGCGUGGCCCUGGGCCGGUACUUGCAGAGCCCACUUAAGGAAUACGCAUCUUUAGGUCGUGAUGUUGUAUCUAUCCAGUUCAAGCCAGGCCAGCAACUAGUGUCCCAGGAUCUGCUCCUCAAGCAGCUGGAAACUGCUCUGGUCGACAUGGUCAACUUGGUUGGCGUUGAUCUCAACGAGGCAGUGGCUGACACUGCGACAGCCAACCUCUUGCCAUAUGUUUGCGGUCUCGGUCCCCGAAAGGCGGCUCACUUACUUAAGAUUGUCAACAUGAACGGCGGAAUCGUUAACAACCGAGUGGAAUUGCUUGGCGUUAACGCGACAUACCCUGCUAUGGGUGUCAAAGUCUGGAACAACUGUGCUAGUUUCGUCUACAUCGACUUUGAGAAUGCUGAUCCAGAUGCCGAUCCACUCGAUAAUACCCGUGUGCAUCCCGAAGACUACGAUAUCGCUCGAAAGAUGGCUGCUGAUGCACUGGAGUUGGACGAGGAAGAUAUCAAGGCUGAGACUGACGAGAAUGGUACCGGUGCUAUCAUGCGGAAGUUGUUCCGGGAAGAGGCACAAGAUCGUGUCAACGAUCUGAUUCUGGAGGAAUAUGCAGAGCAGCUCGAAAGAAAUCUCAACCAGCGCAAGCGUGCCACCCUCGAGACGAUCCGAGCCGAGUUGCAACAACCAUACGAGGAACUGCGCAAGCAAUUUGUCUUCCUCAGCACAGACGAUAUCUUCACAAUGCUGACUGGCGAGACCGCUGAAUCUUUAAUACCUGGUAUGGUAGUGCCCAUCGCGAUCAAGCGGGUAUUUGAAGAUCACAUUGAGGCCAAAUUGGACUGCGGAGUUGACGUGCUUGUGGCCGAGACUGAACUUGGCGUUCCUUACGACAUUCCUGUACGGAACGCAUACCAAGUGCACCAGACCGUCCCGGCUAAGAUCAUGUUCUUGAAUCGCAAAGCUUUCUCUUGCAAUGUCUCUCUGCGCGAAGAACAGGUCAGCCAACCAUCUCGGCGGAACCCAGACCACGGAUUUGGGGAUUGGGACGAUGCGCAGGAGCGGGCCGACAAGGAAUCGCUGCAGGAAAAACAACAGCGUGGUGGUCAAGCCAUGCGUGUUAUCAAACACCCGCUCUUCCGGCCCUUCAACUCGACUCAGGCCGAGGAGUUUCUGGGCUCUCAAAGUCGAGGUGACGUUGUUAUUCGGCCGUCGUCCCGCGGCCACGAUCACCUGGCUGUGACUUGGAAAGUGGCACAAGGCGUGUACCAGCACAUUGAUGUCCUGGAAUUGGACAAGGAGAACGAAUUCUCCGUCGGUCGUGUUCUCAAGGUUGGCGGUCGGUACAGCUACAGUGAUUUGGAUGACCUCAUCGUCAAUCAUGUCAAAGCGAUGGCUAAGAAGGUGGAUGAGAUGAUGCUGAACGAGAAAUUCCAAGAUGGCAGCAAGACCGAGACCGAUCAAUGGCUCGAGACCUACACCAAGGCCAACCCUCGUCGUUCGGCAUAUGCAUUCUGCAUCAACGCCAAAUACCCCGGCUACUUCUUCCUUUGUUUCAAGGCAGGCGAACAUGCGCGACUUCAGAACUGGCCCGUCAAGGUGAUCCCACAGGGCUACGAGCUACAGAAGAACCCUUACCCUGACAUGCAUGCUUUAUGCAAUGGUUUCAAACUGAUGUUCAGCAACAUGAGCCAGGGGCGGAGAUGA
Penicillium paradoxum is the source of this 4239-nucleotide messenger RNA. RefSeq names its product chromatin-remodeling histone chaperone SPT6 (gene spt6). Gene Ontology annotation, cellular component: transcription elongation factor complex. The coding region runs from base 1 to 4239 and encodes 1412 amino acids. The transcript is spliced from 4 exons. The record is from RefSeq and is a predicted model, not a curated record. Gene Ontology annotation, molecular function: histone binding; DNA binding; nucleosome binding. NCBI's taxonomy places the organism in Eukaryota, Fungi, Ascomycota, Eurotiomycetes, Eurotiales, Aspergillaceae. Gene Ontology annotation, biological process: transcription elongation by RNA polymerase II; mRNA transcription by RNA polymerase II; nucleosome organization.